UAUUUCUUUUUUUCUUUCUUUUUCUUUUUUUUUUUUUUUUAUUUGUUUGUUUUUCUUAAUCAAUUACUAUUAACCUAUUGAUAGUUUUAUUUAGCAUUAAUUUUAUAUCAUCCACUUUUUUUUAUACCUUUUUUUUUUUUAUUGAUUGAUUGAUAAUCAUGCGACCAUUCCAUAUCAUAUGUAUUCUUCUCCUUUCCAUCGUGAUGGCGCAACAACAAUCUACCCCCACCCCCACCACAAAUGAUCCAUCUCCCACUUCAACGACGAUGAGUAGUACUAGUAGUAAUAGUAGUAGUAGUAGUGGCAGUAGUACAACAAUAGGCAAUGAUAUUGUUACUAUCAAUGGUAUGACGGCCAGUCGUGGUGCCAUGGCUACUCCUUCAUCAUCAUCAAAUAAUACCAAUACUAAUAACAAUAAUAAUACCAAUACCAAUAAUACAAACAAUAAUAAUAACAAUAAUACAAAUCGACCACCAUUAUCGGCUCCUCUCCCUGAUGAUACAAUUGGCAAGAAUGGUCGUUUACGAGUUUCUUCUUCUGCUACUGCGGUGAAUCCUAUUUCCUAUUAUUUCAUUUUGGGUGUGUUUUUUUUUAUAUAGUUUAUAUAUAAUAAU
This is a messenger RNA of Halteromyces radiatus, 614 nucleotides long. RefSeq lists its product as uncharacterized. The transcript has a single exon. Lineage: Eukaryota; Fungi; Mucoromycota; Mucoromycetes; Mucorales; Cunninghamellaceae. The record is from RefSeq and is a predicted model, not a curated record. The coding region runs from base 159 to 599 and encodes 146 amino acids.